This is a messenger RNA of Camelina sativa (false flax), 2895 nucleotides long. The record is from RefSeq and is a predicted model, not a curated record. NCBI's taxonomy places the organism in Eukaryota, Viridiplantae, Streptophyta, Magnoliopsida, Brassicales, Brassicaceae.
AUGAAUAUUCUGCCUGUAGAAGCUUUUCCCGGAUUAGAUGAAAACACCGGUUUUACACAUGUUCCAAUCCGACACAGUUUGAGUCAAGGAGUUACAAAUGUAGAUGAGGACAUUGGCUUCCAAUAUACUCCUGCCACUACUACGCUCGAAAGCGGAGUACCUUCUAUGUAUUCGACAGGGACGAUACCUUCUGUAAUCGAACAUUGUGAGAAUCUCACACCCGUGAAAGUAAACCAAUCUUACUCAUCUCUUGGAAGUCAUGAAUUCAUAUCAUCCAUUCGAAAGCAAUCUCAGAAAUUUAGAAGGAUUGACGAACAAGAUAAGUCCAUUCUCUCUGCAGUGAAUAUAAGACAAUCAUAUUCAAAACUAGGAACUAGCAAUUUUGUCGAGAACAUAAGGAAUGAAGCUUUAAAAGCUCAUAUUAACCCAACACCAACAAAAGCAACUAUAACUCAACAAACUGUUUCUCCUAAAAGUGCUAUUUCACAAGAUUCACCAUUACAACAAUUUGUCCAUUCGGCCAGAAAAGAAAAAAAGUCAUCUGUUCCUAAUCUGGAAGUCUAUUCUCAUCAAAAUGAUGAUGUUUCGUCUAAAGGAGGAGAUGAGCACUCAGAUAAUGAACAACACUUUGAUGUGAGUAGUCAAGAAGAGAAUGAUUCAAAUCAUUCAGAAACUGAUAGUGAUCAUUCAAUUGGCACAAGAAAUAGGAUUAAUGUUCAGAAGAUUUGUGGUACAUAUAGUAGGCGUCAUAAAGGUUUUAAAGUUCGAUCUCCAAGAAUGAGUAGAAUCACCGAAUUAAAUGCAAGGGGUCAAUGUUCAAGACCGAAAGUUACCAAAGUGUCUGAUGAAAAGUAUGUAGAUCAUGGUGACCCAACAUUCAAGUGUUCUUACUGUGGUGCAAUGAUGUGGUAUGAUGAGCAAAUAAACAAACGCAGAAGGUCAAGAAAGCUGAAAUUUUCAUUAUGUUGCUUACAAGGAACCGUUAAACUACCACUUCUCAAAGAAGCACCCGAACUUAUUAGGAAAUUGCUUAGUAAGGAUGAUGCGCUUAGCAGGCAUUUUCGUGAGAAUAUCAGGGCUUAUAAUAUGCUAUUUGCAUUUACUUCUGUUGGUGGUCAAGUAGAUCGUUCAGUUGAAAAGGGUAAAGGUCCUAAGCAAUUUCAAUUACAUGGCCAGAAUUUUCACAAAAUUGGUAGUUUGAAGCCCGAAGAUGGUGACUAUGCUAAAUUUUCCCAGCUCUAUAUAGUUGACAUAGAUAAUGAGAUUGAAAACAGAUCAUCUGUAAUGAGAAAUCAGUAUGGAAGUCUGAAAGGUAGACAUAGUAUACGAAAAGAACUAAUUGCAAAAAAUUUCCGCCUGUUGGAUGAAAUUAUUCCAUAUGUUGAGUCAUUUAGGCAAGCUAAAGAUNCUGAUGAGAAUGCGAAGUUUCACAUGCGGAUUGUAAGUGAUCGUGUAGGUAAAGAUGGAAGAACCUAUUCUAUGCCAACAUCAUCAGAAGUAGCUGCAUUGAUCCCAGGUGAUUUUCACCCUGAGAUGCCCGGAUGUGAUAUUAUUGUACAAGAAAAAAGCUCUAGCAGAUUACAAAGAAUAAGUGAAGUUCACGUUGCUUACUUGGCACUACAGUAUCCUCUUAUUUUUCCAUAUGGUGAAGAUGGUUUCAGAGUUGGAAUUGAGAAGUGUUUAAACGGUAAUCAGAAAGAUGAAGAAAAAAAGUUUAUUUCAAUGAGGCAGUGGUUUGCUUUCAGAAUCCAAGAAAGAGAAAACGAGGCUCAGACUCUACUUAGGUCUAAGCGACUUUUCCAACAAUUCUUGGUUGAUGCAUAUACGACUUUAGAAUCAAACAGGUUGUCGUAUAUCAAAUAUAAUCAGUCUACUAUCUGUUGUGAUAACUAUGCAUCAAUUCAAGCUGCAGCAGAGGCCAGAACAAAUAGCAUGGAAGAGCAAGGAAAGGAAGUUCGAAAACCAGCCUCUUUCACUGGUGGACCUUGGUAUAUGUUGCACAGUUAUUAUGAUGCAAUGGCUACAUGUAAACAGUACGACUUUCCUGACUUAUUCAUUACAUUUACAUGUAACCCUAAGUGGCCAGAAGUAACAAGGUAUUUGAAAAAGCGGAAGCUUAAUUCUGAUGAUAGACCAGACAUUAUGUGUCGUAUCUUCAUAAUUAAACUUGAUUCUUUGAUGAAAGAUUUAACGGAAGACCAUCUCCUAGGGAAGAAUCUAGCUGCUAUGUACACGGUUGAAUUCCAGAAAAGGGGACUUCCUCAUGCUCAUAUUUUGUUAUUCAUGGAUCCUAGCUGUAAUUUGCCAACAGCUGAUGACAUUAACAAAAUAAUCUCAGCUGAGAUACCAGAUAAGGAUGAAGAUCCUGAACUAUACAGCGUUGUUAAGGAUUGUAUGAUUCAUGGACCUUGUGGUGCGGCAAAUAUAAAUUCUCCGUGUAUGGUGGAUGGAAAGUGUUCUAAGUUUUACCCAAAAGAGAAUGUUGAAGAAACUUCAGUUUGUAAAGACGGAUAUCCAAUCUGUAGAAGGCGAGCAUCUUCUAAUUUUGUAGAGAAAGGUCCACUUAAGUGUGAUAACAGAUAUGUUGUUCCCUACAAUCGUAUCCUAUCAUUGCGCUAUCGUGCUCACAUCAAUGUUGAGUGGUGCAACCAAUCCGGUUCAAUAAAAUAUGUUUCAGCUUCUGAAGCAGCGUGGAGGCUUUUCAAGUUUCCAAUACAGUAUAGAAGUAUAGCAGUCAUGAAACUUCCAUUUCAUCCACCAGGGAAGCAACCAGUUUUUUAUAAAGAGAAGGAGAAGAUCAAAGAUGUUCUUGACAGAAGAGCUAAUGUCGAUUCUAUGUUCAUGGCCUACCUAAAUCUGAAUAAGGUUAAUGCAUUUGCUAGAACGCAAAUCUGA